GUCUCCUUUUCUUACCGGUCCUCCAUACCGGCCGGUACCGGCUUACUUUCCCCUCUGGCUGCAAGUGGAUCCAUCUGUUCUCUCUCUCCCUUGCAAGGCUCAAUUUCACAGUGAUCCGCAGCACGUGUGAAGCCCUGCAGCCCUCUCUCACACGGGAAGCGCCGGAGCAGUGGGGGUCUCUGGCCACGUCUUCGAAGGGUUAAUGGAGAAACCCCACGCCCCCUUUGACGGAACUGAACCAACCUCACCAAAUUUGAAAAGGCAUCCGGAGCUGCGUGUGCGCCCCGGGCUCAGAGAGCCAGCGCCGGACACGGGGUCCCCCUUGCUAUGGGAGCAGAAGCCAGGGCUUAGCUUGCGGAGAGGACUUGCCUUCCCUUUCAAAGCCAGGAGCGGACAGCAAUCGGUGCCCUGCAGGGAGCUCCUGUCCUUCUAAUCCCAAACUCUCACGGGCCCCCCUCGCGUCUAGUCGCAUGUCACGGUGACUCCCAGGCAGCCUCUUGGUGCAGUUUGGUGUCAGCAAAAGUAUUUGUAGCUGUAAAGAUGAACCAGGCUCUUUUCUCGCUCUGGUUCUGCUGUUUCUAUGGAUGUACUGUAGGGACCGGUUUCCUCUAUCAAUUCCCAGCCUCAACUCUACAGCACAACUACCCCGAGCAGAGCUCAGGGUCUCCGGGCAGCGGAUUCGCCAACCGCCGGCACUGGUGUCACUACACAGUUACGCGGACAGUUUCCUGUCAAGUGCAGAAUGGCUCGGAGACCGUGAUCCAGAGGGUUUAUCAGAGCUGCCGGUGGCCAGGACCUUGUGCCAACUUAGUGAGUUACAGGACUCUUAUCAGGCCCACGUACAAAAUGUCUUACCGAACGGUGACCACCCUGGAGUGGAGGUGCUGUCCUGGGUUCACAGGGAGUAACUGCGAAGAGGAAUGCAUGAACUGCACCAGACUAACUGAUAUGACUGAGAGGCUAAACACUCUGGAAGCCAAGAUUCUUCUGCUCGAGUCUGCAGAGCGUGCCCCCACUUCAGAGAAUGACCUGCCAAUCACCAGGACGACAGCCACGUGGUACGACGACUUGCUCCCAGAUGCUAUUCCCCUGGUAAAUCCUGGGACUGUGUUGAGGAAGCCGGUGGGACCAGCUGGGCUACCAGGGCAGAUUGGGCCCCCAGGCCCAAUUGGACCAGUUGGACUUCCAGGACCACCGGGACCAAAAGGAGACAGGGGACAAACUGGCGAGAGAGGGCCAGCAGGGCCACCAGGGCUUCUGGGACCUCCAGGACCAAGAGGACUUCCAGGAGAAACUGGGAUCCCAGGACCUCCGGGACCUCCGGGGCCACCUGCCACCCCAGGCCUUCCGCUCACUGUCCAACAAGGGGUUCUCUACUCACUGCAGCCCACAGCUGAAAAAGAAAAUGGAGAAUCCCAGCUGGCUUCCACCAUCAUCGACACGAUCCUGGCUGGCUUGCCAGGCCCACGCGGCGCACCAGGGCCUGUUGGGCCACCAGGACCCCCAGGCACUUCAGGACCCAAAGGACCCCCCGGACCUAUUGGAGUUCCUGGAUCACAAGGUGUACCGGGCUCUCCAGGACAGCCUGGACCGAAAGGUUCCAAAGGAGAUCGAGGAGAAAGAGGGCAAGCAGGUCUGUCUGGAGAGAGGGGCAAUAAGGGACGGCCUGGUGAACCAGGCAAGAAGGGUGAAGAAGGAGAUAAAGGGGCUGAUGGAGAAGGAGUUCAGCAACUUCGAGAAGCCCUGAAGAUUUUAGCCGAGAGGGUGUUAAUUCUAGAGCAUAUGAUAGGAAUUCAUGAUUCUUUAUCUUCCAUGGAACCAGGCUCAGGGCAAGAAGUGAUCCUAGGCUCCUCUCUACGAACGAGCAUCAAGAUCAAACGAGGUGGUCCUGAGCAGCGGCCCCAGCCCUAUCAGAUCCUCGCUUCGCUGCUGGAGGACACCGAAGCCAAAAGGAAAAGCAACUGAAUGAAAGAGGAGCAUUUGUGCAUUCUAAAGCCCGUUCCCGGAUUAAAGAUACAGUAUCCUAGUGCGUAAUCACCGUGUGCAGAAGGAAGUAGGUAGGAGGCUCCUGGGUUAGCAGUAGGGUUUCUUUGCCUGGACACUGCUAAACCAUUACUGCAGGGAAUGUCUUAACUGUAGCUCAAAGGCUCUUAUGAAGAGCAAUUUCUCUUCCCCCCUCCUUCAGAAUACACCAAAUGGCAGAUAUUCUUAAAAACUAUCCCUGGAAAUGGAUACCCCCCAGCCCUCUUCAAGGGGCUUGAUCCUCCCCCUCACAAAUUAUUUGUUUAAAAGACUGCAUAGCUGGCUCAGACAUCAUUCAGUUCUACUCUAGCUCAGAGCAAAAGCCCUGAGCAACAUUAUACUAUUAUGUUUAAAAAUAACCAGAUGCCACCAAGUUUUUUGUUUUCACACUAUAAUUUCCAGUUGAAGAUAGCCCUUUCAGAACUCCACUAAAGCUAUGGAAAUCUUUCUUUUUAAAGAGUAGAGUGAAAAAUUAAGAACUAAUCACUUAUUUGACAAAUUUCAUCUCUCUUUAUGGCGUGUCUUUCAACAGAUCAUGAUUUGUCUCAGAUGUGCUGGCUCUUCACAAUCUUUGGCAAAUUUCAUUUACUCUUGGGCUUUCUGAUUGAAAUUUAAAAUCAGGGAGUUGAGCUGUGUUGACUGGUUGUGUGAAUGGUGUCAUAUAGACCUUCUGGUAUUCCUUCUGUUCCCUGAUAGUAAGCUGUUCGUGCAAUCAGGUUUCUGGUAUAAAUAAUUACAGAAUGUAAAAUUUGCUUUUCAUGCAUAUUCAAGAUCAACAUUCUUUUUGCAAACAUUCAUAGCAAGCAAGACAAAAUUGUAUGAAAGUUUGCAUAAAGUGAACACAAAAUAGGUAUAAACAUAGCCAAGAAAAAUUAAUUUCUUAUUAGGAACAAAUAUGCACUGAAAAUGUUUUGCAGUAUUUACCCAGCUUUAGACAUAAAUUGGAACUAUUGAUAUAGCUUUCUUUCUAUUGUGGGUAUUUUUAAAAGUAUCCACCAUCUCCUACUGGUUUGAAUCUGGAGGCGGUGUGUUGGCAAAACACAGUAGAAGGAUUAGACUCUUGCCAGUGGCUUGAUCUUGCAGUGAAAUGUUCAAUCAUUUUACUUUUUGCAAUAGCUCUUAUUGUUGGGGGAACAGAAAUUUCACACCUGCUGUCCAAUCAAAUUGGACAAGUUAAUGUUAUUCAUGUAGACAAUUAAUUUACUUUUUUUUUUAAUAGCGGGUUUGAAUGACCAAAGCAACUGAUAACAGGUUACAGAAUUUUUCACUGUUCAGUCACUGGUUCAAAUCCUCUCCAAGGCACUAGUGAACAAAUGUUGUUGUGUCUCUAUUUGGUGGCUUAAGUAAAUUCAUAGCAUCACUCGGGCUCGUUCCUAGUGCAAACUGUAUCUACAUCAAAAAACCACCAUUGCAAUUUAUUAGCCCCUUUGUUGGCAACCUCAACAGAGAGAGCUGAAUGGCCCAUGGAGACAGAAGUACCCUCUUACUGCUAAAGGUGGCCCUCCCAGGUCAGGAUGGAGGCAUGUGGAAUGCUGAAAACUGGAAUCUGCACUGCCAGUGGAUGUAGUCUGUGCCUAGAAUAAGGGGCUCGGGCGCUUUCAGUCUGGCUUAGCCGAACACUAAUUUUAAAAAGUGUGAGAUAUUUAUGUAUGUACGUGUGCACACACACAAUCUCUCUGUCUACAAAGAUACCAAUAACUAUAUCAAAACAUCCAUAUCAGGCCUCUAGACCGUAUUGCAUCACCAGCCAUAAAUAGUUUAAAACCCACCCCAAGUGAAUAGAUUUACAUCUUUAAAACUACCACCAUUUUACAAAGAAUAGGUGAAGGGGGAGGCUGAUAGCAUAUGUUCCUAACAAACAAAAAGCAACAUCUUGAGCUGAUGAUGUGGUCCGCAGAGAAAGCUCCCCAUGCAACACCGUUAAACAAUAUAAACAGCCACUGAAGGCCCAAAAGCUGCAGUAAAUUUAUUUCCUUAACGUACUUUUGAAUUCUGGCACAGACUAGGAAUUGGGGAUAACAACUAAGGCUGCAUUCCAUAGUCAAGGGGUAUAGUUAUGUCCUUGCUUGGAUCCAUUUAAGGAUGUCAUUAGGCAAGCCAAAUCAGCCCAAAAUGUGGAGGACUGCUGGGGAGGCAAAGCAAAAUACAAUCAGGUGCUAUUCCCCAUAAGCCAUGAGAGACUUCAAAGAGCUUUAAAGUCAAUGCAACACUUUAGGAGAUGCAACCAUAAAGAGCAGAUGUUUCAGUCUCCUGUGCAACUGUGUACAUUACAUUCUGGGGGAGUUGUGUCUUUGAGAUGAUGCAGAUAAACAGGGAGCAAUAACCCAGCCUGGAGAGAAUAAAAUGGGUUGUCAAUAUCAGUAAGGCAUUGAUCGAGAGCAAUGGUCACAUCCUGGUAUGACUUCUAGGACAAUAAAAUAAGGCCUUCAGAAGAGAUGUUAGUUGUAAGCCCCAGGCUACAUCCAGUGACUGUGUGUAUAUAAACAAUUCUGAAUGAGAUCCAUAUCUUUUAGAAAUAGUUGGCAGCCAUCUCUCAGUCUAAAUGCAAACACGAAUGCAAAGAGCACAACUAUACCAAGACAUCUGGUAGACAAACAACAAAAGCCCUGUGAACAUUUUCUUCCAUUCACUAAUGGAGGUGGAAUGGAGUUGUAUAAAGGGAAUUUAGACCAUGAAGUCUUGUUGAGGGACAGCUGUUUUAUAACACAGCCAUGCCAUGCCAUAUUUGCACUAGUUUUGUUCUUGGACUGGUCUCCUGUUUCCUUUUAAGAAAAACUUAACUACAACACACUUUUAUAAGUCAGCCAGUGGUUAGAAAUUUACAAGAGGUGCCUGGUCACUUCUGUUGAUAGAUAAUCUGGGGUCCCCUCCUGCACGUAUUACCAGGCAGAAUGCUAACUAACUACCCUCAUGUCUAGUAGUAAGUGUUCAGGAAACUGGUUCCUGAGACAUGAUGAGAAAUCACAGUUUGGUCAAAAGAUUUAAGCUGGUCUGAGCUGCAUUUCAUCUGAUCACUAGGAAAGAGUUUUCCCAUAGCAGGACCCAGAGGCAAAGCCAAACAACCCUCCAACCUGAUAUUUAAAAGGGGAAAUAUCAAUAUUCUGUUUUGACAAUCCCAUGGCUGUUGGAUGUAAUUUGGGAAGGGGGAGAGAUAUUAUGCAGUAUGGAUUCAAUUAGUAGUUCCUUGAAAUUUUGGAGUCCCCCAAAUGAGUUAAAGGGGACUGUUUUUGUUCCCACAACUUUGUAUUUGGGAAUUAAAAAACAAUUGCAUUAGCUUGAUGAGUAAUCCCUUUAGUUGAUUCGCAUUUGACUAGCGUGCUGGGUUUUAAUUAAAUUAUGCAGAACAACUUAGUGGUAAAAUGAAAAAGUUAAUUGAAAUGGUUUGCAAUUAAUCCUAGCAGAUUGAUUGUCAGAAGGCAGGUUUAGGUUCAGAUUGCAACUUCAUUUUAAUUACCAACUUUCACAGAUUUCUAUGAUGACCUAUGUAAUUCUUUGCUCCCAACACUCCUUGUUUGCUAAGGGUAUGUCUACACUACCUGCCAGAUCGGCGGGCAGAGAUCGAUCCAGCGGGGGUCGAUUUAUCGCAUCUAGUCUAGAUGCGAUAAAUCGACCCCCGAGCGCUCUCCCGUCGACUCCUGUACUCCACCGCUGCGAGAGGCGCAGGCAGAGUCAACGAGGGAGCGGCAGCAGUCUACUCACCGCAGUGAAGACAGUGUGGUGAGUAGGUCUAAGUACGUUGACUUCAGUAGCUGAAGUUGCUUAACUUAGAUCGAUCCUCCCCCUCCCCAGUGUAGACCAGGCCUUAGCUACAUCUAUCAAUGUGGUACUGUAUCUUUAAUCUGGGUAACGAUAGGACCAUAUAGUGUGGACAUUGUCACUGGACUAGGGUUUAAUUCCUCACUAGUAAAUCAAUUAGACCACAUUGUGGUGCAGUCUUAGUUUAAAAAAAAAAAAAAAGUUAUAAAGGUGAACAUAACCUCAUAUGUUGACAUUAAUGAUAUUUGUGACUAAAUAAACCACUCCAACCACAUUUUCCAUCUUAGGCAGGAUACUAAGAUUCAUUUUAGCCAGAGCAUAUGCAUUGUACCAUCUCUGUGUAAUAUAGGGGGUGGACAUAUUUCAAAUGCAUGCUCAUUUAGAAGUAUACUUUAAUUGAAAUGUUAGUGCUUUCUCUUACAUACAUACUGUGCAAUACCAUAGUGUGUUCUUUUGCCUUUGUUAAGACUUCUUUGGGAUUUUUAAAGUACUUCUCUAAACUCCAAUACUUUUCAACUUGGAUUGGUUCUGGUAGUAGAAAAACAAUUUCCCUUGCCUUGAGCUAACCAAAAGCAAUGGCUGCAUAUUGCACAGUAGAAUACGGUGUAGUUUAUGCACCCCAACUUUCACUAGUGCUCUGGUAUCCUCUUGAGAAAUAGAGAAUGCUUCACUCCAGAGUUUCCAAUAUGCACUUUUUCUAAAGACUUGACAACAAUGCAGGAAAAUAGGAAUACGCUAGAGCUAAGGGUCAUAUCCUGCUUCCACUGAUGUCCACAGGGCUCUUGCCAUUGACUUUAAUGGGAGCAAGAAUAGGCCACACGUUCCGAUCCAGAUCUUCAGUUGGUGUAAAUUGGGACAGGUCCAGUGAUCUCAGUGGAACUAUGACCAUUUAUACUAGAGCUGGCUCACAAACGUUGGCACUGAACCGAAAUCCCAGCUCCAAUCUAUAGAAUAAACUUUGUUAAAGCAGAAACCCAUCCACUACCCCUAUGGCUUCAGGAAGACAGACAAACUAAUUCUAGGAUUACAUGCAGGUAGGUUCUUGAUUGACUAAUUGGAAAUCCCUUCUAGUCCACAAUUAUGACCUCUGUAUUAUUCAAGAUUCCAUUCCAUUCUGCUCCAGCACUGGGGGGGG
This is a messenger RNA of Malaclemys terrapin pileata, 6913 nucleotides long. RefSeq names its product collagen type XXVI alpha 1 chain (gene COL26A1). The record is from RefSeq and is a predicted model, not a curated record. Bases 541 to 1965 code for a protein of 474 amino acids. Gene Ontology annotation, molecular function: protein binding. NCBI's taxonomy places the organism in Eukaryota, Metazoa, Chordata, Testudines, Emydidae. The transcript has 14 exons.